AUGGAACGCUUGACUUUGCCGACAUUUUAUCCUGAGACAUGGCUUUGGCUUGACAACGACAUCUCGGGUGGCACUACCACUCUUGAAGUAACUGCCCCACAAAGAAACACUACUUGGGUGGCCAGUGGUUUUGUUAUUUCUGAUAGACUUGGACUACAACUGAUAGAGGAACCCAUUCAGCUAGAAGUAAUCCGGCCCUUCUUUAUUUCACUAAAUCUCCCAUACUCUGUAAUCAUGGGUGAACAGUUAGUCCUGGAAGCUACACUGUUUAAUUAUUUAGCCGAAAACCAAGAGGUCACAGUUAAACUGGAAGAUAAUGACUCAUUUGAAAUUAUUGCACUAAAUUAUGAUGCCAGUACUGUAGCUGGUCAGAGGAAAGUGACCGUUCCCAGUCAGGAUACCAAGAAUGUUCUGUUCCCAGUAAAGCCAAAACAACUGGGUCAGAUCUCAUUUACAGUGAAAGCAACUUCCUCUGCUGCUUCAGAUAGUGUAACCAAGAAUAUAUUUGUAAAGGCUGAAGGAGUGAAGCAGUUCUAUUCCGAGUCGGUAUUAUUUCGAUUGCCGACACAAAAAUUAUCAUUCACCUUUCCUUCAGAUGUUGUACAAGGGAGUGAGGAAGCAUUUGUCACGGCUGUUGGAGAUCUUCUUGGACCAUCUAUAGAAAGUCUUGAAUCUCUGAUCCAGAUGCCAUAUGGCUGUGGGGAGCAGAAUAUGAUUAACUUUGCACCAAACAUCUAUGUUCUUCAAUAUUUAAUGGCGACCAAACAGAUAACGGAGAAUAUUAGAGAGCGGGCCAUAAUCCACAUGUUACUAGGUUAUCAAAAGGAAUUAACAUAUAGGCGAGACGAUGGCUCAUUUAGUGCUUUUGGAAACAAUGAUGCUUCUGGAAGUACUUGGCUUUCAGCAUUUGUGCUUCGAUGCUUCCUUCAAGCUUGGCCAUUUAUUUAUAUAAGCCCAGACAUUUUAACCCAAACCGUAGAAUGGUUGGUUCAGUACCAGGAUAUGAACACUGGUGUAUUCUCAGAACCUGGGCGUGUUAUUCAUUCUGAGCUCCAGGGUGGGUUAAAUGGUCCCAUCACUCUUACUGCCUACAUACUUACCUCACUCAUUGAAGAUGAGGGAUAUAGGGAUACAAUAGUGGCUCUGCAGGCUUUAUCGCAGUUUAUGGUUGCGGUACAAACGAUGGAAACUUCUUUAACCAUAACAAUUACCGGUCCAGGUUCAUUUGUGCCAAAAACAUUUCAGAUCAACAGUGGAAAUAUUCUGCUUUUACAAAGUCAGCAGAUUGCGGUUUCCCAACCACUAACAAUCAAUGUUACUGCAGCUGGAAGAGGACUAGUGAUUUUCCAGCUCAAUGUCAAUUAUAACCAGAGAGUAUCAUCCGCACGUAAGAGAAGAGCACUUAGCUCAGAAGCAUUCAAGUUAGAUGUAAUAGUUAAUGAAGACAAAAACAACAUUUAUCGACUCUAUGUGAAUAUAUGCACAAGCUACCAAGGCCUUGGGAAUGAAAGCGGAAUGGCCCUGUUGGACGUUGGAUUUCUUAGUGGAUUUACAUUGGACCCAGCAGGAAUUCUUCUACAAGGAUCCCUUAAGUUGGUGGAGAAAAAGGAUGACAAAGUUUACCUUUACUAUGAUUCGGUGACCAAAACCCAGUUAUGUGUAUCCAUUCCAAUGAUUCGUGUUGCUUAUGUUGCUAGUUCUAAGGACGCAGUCAUUAAAAUUGUGGAUUAUUACAACCCAACAAACACAGCAACAAGCUCUUAUAAUUCUCUGAUGAUGAAAAGAGUUUCCUUUUGUGACUUCUGCGGACUGAACUGCACUCUUUGUAAAUCGAAUGUGUUGGUAAAGCCCCAACAAAGCAACGCUAAUUCACUGUCAUUCCACUUCCUUUUAUUCUUUAUACUGAGCAUAUAUUAUAUUUUGCUGCUUUCAUCAUAUUAAUUAAUGAUUAGCAUUUUCUUUUUGGAACUUGUUAUAAUCUAACAGCAUAUUGGGUUUAAAAAUAUAUAAAAGCAACAUUCAACGUUUCAGAAUAUAAAUAAAUGUAUUACUUCAAGAUAAAACACAAUUGUGUUAUGCUUGUAUUCAUUUAUUUAUUACAUAAAAGAAUGGGUAAGGAUACAAUUUGAAUUGCAAGAUACCACUAAAACUGUUAUAUGUAUUUUUUUAAAUGAAACAUGGAAGACACGGUUGUUUUCUACAGCAAUCUAUUUUGUAAU
Messenger RNA from Spea bombifrons (plains spadefoot toad), 2219 nucleotides. RefSeq names its product CD109 antigen-like. Gene Ontology annotation, cellular component: extracellular region. Gene Ontology annotation, molecular function: endopeptidase inhibitor activity. NCBI's taxonomy places the organism in Eukaryota, Metazoa, Chordata, Amphibia, Anura, Pelobatidae. The record is from RefSeq and is a predicted model, not a curated record.